Molecule: messenger RNA, 1416 nt
Organism: Ambispora leptoticha
Lineage: Eukaryota; Fungi; Glomeromycota; Glomeromycetes; Archaeosporales; Ambisporaceae
Source: the annotation of a GenBank genome assembly
AUGGAAACAAACUCAGUUUUUCAAUUAUUGCCAACUGAAAUACGUCCAGGAAUAUUUAAAAAUCUCAAUAGAGCGUCACUAUUCAAUUGUCUACUCGUCGAUCGGCAAUGGUGUCGUGACAUCGUGCCUAUUCUUUGGGAGGAACCGUUGCCACUAAAAAAAAAGGGAUUACCUAUAGCCUCAAAUUGUCUCUUUUUAGAAAGACAGUUAUUAUCCGCCGAUACAGUGGCAAAAAUCAUAGAUGUGUAUGUCAGUCUUUUUUCAAAAGAAUUCUGGCAACCUCUUCUUAAAAAUGAAAUCAGCCUACCACUUACCACACGGACUCCAACAUUCAACUAUGCUUCUUACUUAAAACACUAUGAACCAUAUGCAGUUUCAUUAGCUGCGGGAGCAUGGUUAAAACAAAAAACGAUUCCUUUGACGGAUAAGCAACUGCAACAACGUAAUGCAUUGACUAGCGCGUUAUGCAAACUAUUUCUUACCGAGGCGAAGUCUCUCAUAUCAUUCUAUUGUUACUUGAAUAGAGAUGCUGAUAUUUUCAGCUCGAUUUCUCGCGGAUGUCAGCCUAGUUUAAUUUUUAACAAUCUCAAAGAAUUAAGAAUAUUUGGAAUACAGGAUGGGAAUGAGCUUCAAAAGUUCUUUGAAAAUUUUACCAACAUUUGCCAUUCAAUUCGUGGAAUUACUUUUGGUAGGGGUCCAAUAUUUUAUUCCAAUAAUAAAAUAAUUGAAUUUUCCGAUGACGAUAAAGUUAAAAACGCAAUGAUGACUCAAAAUGAGCUCGAAUGGUUAGAAUUAUAUUGGUUAUCUGCCACUGCUAUCAGAUCUAUCAUUAGAGGUCUUCAAUCUUCAUCUCGUACAUUCAGAGCCAUCAGAUUUUGCAGGAUUGACUUUAAUAUAUUUCAGCCUGAUUCGAUAAUCGAAGGUUUAAGUUCUUGCGUAAAUCUGGAUUUUCAUGAAUGUAAUGCGAUUGAACAAAAGUCGUGGAUAGAAACUGGGAAAUAUUUUACGAAAUUGGAAUGUUUAAUGAUUGAGGGACACUUCCAACGAACGCCAAUAACUUUCAUCAAGCAAAUAAUCAAAACAAGUGGUGAUAAUCUCCAAUAUCUUUUAAUUAAAGAAACUUGCUUACGUGCUGCUUCUGAAGGACAUACCAUGCUUGCAGAACAACUAUUACCUUUUAUACUUAUGUACGUUAAAAAUUUACGAACUCUAAGUUUAGGAGAGUUAAAAUUGGAACAACUUUCCUCUAUACAUGAAUCUUGUCCAAAACUUGAGAAUAUCGAUUUUUAUUUCAAAAGGUUACGAAAUUACUGGGAACCAAUAUCAGUCCCUGAUUAUCUUAGAUCUAAGCUCAAAAAUUAUGAGAUUAUAAAGAUUCAUGACGUUAUAGGGAUUUAUCCAAAGUACUUCAGAUGA